AACUUGUACUAUGUUUUGGGCAUUAAAAUUUCAAUUGAUUUUACAUAAAUUCCAAAUUCUUCAAAAACUGGUGCACAAAAAAUACCCCCGCCCUCUUUGACUCCAAUUUCUCCGGCAGCGGCGAAAGGCUUAACUACUUCAAUUCACAAAGAUUUGGGGAUAUUAUUUUUGUUACGUUCAACUAUGGCAAAUGAGGAGGCCAAUGAUGCAGUGAAGAAUCAGCAAAUUGUUGAUGCUAGAGCUCGAAACAUUAGUCAUAAUGUCCGUUGUACUGAAUGUGGAAGUCAGUCCAUUGAAGAUUCACAAGCUGACAUUGCCAUUCUUCUUCGAAGGUUGAUUCGUGAUGAAAUUCGAUCUGGAAAGUCUGACAAAGAGAUCUAUAAGAAGCUGGAGGAUGAGUAUGGAGAGACUGUGCUUUAUGCCCCAAAGUUUGAUAUGCAAACUGCAGCUCUGUGGCUUACUCCACUUGUUGUUGCAGGCGUGGCUGCUGGAGGUUGGGCAUACAAGAAGCACAGACAAAGGACAAAUGUUCACAUCAUGGCUUUAAAUCUUGUUAGAGGGGUUGCAUUGACACCAAAAGAGAAAGAAACGAUGCUUGAAAUUCUUACACCACCUUCUUCACAACGAGCAACACCCUCUUUCUGGUUGAGUAAACUUCGAGGCGGAUAAAGGUGCAUGCACUAGGGGAACCUCUUUGGGCUUUGUGAGGAAGGCAGAUUUUUUGUUCGGAUUGAGGAGCUAAUGUACUCAUUGUUGGAACCUUGGAAGCUUUCAUGGUGUAUUUGAUUUGCCUUGUGAAGAUUUGUGAUGAUAUGAUCAUGUUUUGUACAAAUACGUCUGACCUCUUUGCAAAGAGUUUGCAAUUUUAUCUUUUAUUGACUAUCAUAGUAUCAUGCAUAAGAUGUUAAUCUGUGCGAUUUAGUGUUGUCAUUGUUAUGAAAGCUUAUUUGGCUCGGAAUCUCUAUUAUGGGGAUUUUUAAUUUUUUAUACACCUAUUAUUGCUGUUGUUUCUUUC
Chenopodium quinoa (quinoa) is the source of this 1015-nucleotide messenger RNA. RefSeq names its product cytochrome c-type biogenesis CcmH-like mitochondrial protein. The record is from RefSeq and is a predicted model, not a curated record. NCBI's taxonomy places the organism in Eukaryota, Viridiplantae, Streptophyta, Magnoliopsida, Caryophyllales, Amaranthaceae. The transcript is spliced from 4 exons. The coding region runs from base 184 to 669 and encodes 161 amino acids.